This is a messenger RNA of Hevea brasiliensis (rubber tree), 3287 nucleotides long. RefSeq names its product formin-like protein 6. Gene Ontology annotation, molecular function: actin filament binding. NCBI's taxonomy places the organism in Eukaryota, Viridiplantae, Streptophyta, Magnoliopsida, Malpighiales, Euphorbiaceae. The transcript is spliced from 4 exons. Gene Ontology annotation, biological process: actin nucleation; actin cytoskeleton organization. The record is from RefSeq and is a predicted model, not a curated record. The coding region runs from base 164 to 2935 and encodes 923 amino acids.
UUCCUACACGCACUCACAUUCUCUCUCUCUCUCUCUCUCUCUCUCACAUCUGAGCGAAAGAAAAUUUUUUCAGCAAAAAAACAAGAGCAAAGAAAGAGAUGAAUUUCGGGAAAGAAAAAGAGGAGAAGAGGAAAAUAAGAGGAACUCAGAAAAAUUAUUCACCAUGAAAGCUCAAACUCAUCAUCAUUUCAGCUUCUUUUUUAUUCUAUUAUUAUUCAACACAUCAUUAUCAUCUCUGCCCAAAGCUACAGCUGCAAUUCAACACUCUACUGCUGGUCCCAAAACUCAGAGAAGAAUCCUCCACCAGCCUUUAUACCCUGUCAGCUCAGCCCCACCACCGCUGACAGACUCAUCAGCACCACCCCCACCGCCUAAUAGCCAGGUCUUUCCCACCCCAGACCAGCCCUUCUUCCCCGAGGUCCCAACUGGGCCGACCCCGGAUCGAAGUCAACCACCACCAGCAUCAACAGCCAAUGGCACCAUUCCAAUCCCAACGGCAACACAACCUGCGAAACCGGCUAAGAAAGUGGCAAUUGCAAUCUCAGUUGGGAUUGUCACUCUGGGAAUGCUAUCGGGUCUUGCAUUCUUUUUAUACCGCCACCGGGUUAAGCACUCAAGCGACACUCAGAAACUCGUCGGAGACAAUUCUCAAAGAUUCCCAGACGAAUCGGCAGUGCCUAACUCGAGCGUUCUUUACAUGGGCACUGUACAGCCAGGCAGGACAUCGGGUGAAGUAAAUGGAACAACAAACGAGGCCAAUGUUUCCCCUUAUCGUAAGCUAAAUUCUAUCAAGAGAUCUGAUCGGUAUAGGCCUAGCCCUGAUUUGCAGCCUCUGCCCCCAUUGCCGAGGCCUCCUUCUCAACAUGACAAUGACAACGAGAAUUCUCCAUCUCCUUCGGUUUCAUCGUCGGACGAGGAGAGCCACGGGACUGCGUUUUACACACCCCAGGGCUCCACCAUCAGUAAUGAUGACGGCUAUCACACGCCGGUGCCAGUUUCAGGUUCGCGCCCGGUUAGUAAUAGCAAUUGGCCUAAGCCUGCUAAUGGUACUUCUGUUCCUUAUUCUAAAAGGACCUCUCCCAAGCCGAGAUUCUCUUCGGUUUCCUCGUCGGAAAUGAAGCACGUGAUCAUACCUUCAAUAAAGCAACCAUUACCAUCACCAGUGCCUCCGCCUCCUCCUCCACCACCUCCAGCACUAUUACAGCAAGAUAAAGCUGACAAUAUUGAACCGAGUUCGUAUUUUCCGAAAAGGCCAAAAUUCUCCGCGCCUCCACCACCACCAAAUUUGGUCCUCCUACGAUCAAUAAACAACCAACAAUCAAGUAAAAUUUCACCUCCGCUUCCGCCUCCGCCUCCACCUCCUCCACCACCACCGCCGCCGCCUCCUCCACAGCCGCUGGCAAUGUCAACUCCAACGAAAAUAGGAUCCUCGGAAACAGCUAAAGCAAGUGUUUCUUCGACGCCUGCCACCGUGUCAUCGAAGCAACCGUCCUGUACACCAAGCCCCAGAUCCAGUUCCAAGACUGAAACGCCGAUAAUAAUUGAGCAUGUAGAUAGAGGGAUUAGUUCCUCAGAGAAAACUGAUGCAGAAGAGCAGGAUGGAGCAAAGCCCAAGUUAAAGCCCCUGCACUGGGACAAGGUGAGGGCAACCUCAGACCGAGCCACAGUGUGGGACCAGCUCAAAUCCAGCUCGUUUCAAUUAAAUGAGGACAUGAUGGAGAGUCUUUUCGGCUGCAAUUCAAAGAAUUCGAUUCCAAAAGAACCCACAAGAAGGUCAGUUCUCCCUCCUGUUGAGCAAGAGAACAGAGUGUUGGAUCCAAAGAAGUCACAGAACAUAGCUAUCCUGUUAAGAGCACUGAAUGUGACUCGAGAUGAAGUCUCUGAAGCUCUUUCAGAUGGCAACCCAGAAGGCUUGGGUGCUGAGCUUUUGGAAACUUUGGUAAAGAUGGCUCCAACCAAAGAGGAAGAAAUAAAACUUCGAGAAUACAGUGGUGACGGCUCCAAAUUAGGGUCUGCAGAACGAUUUCUCAAGGCAGUACUUGAUAUUCCAUUUGCUUUCAAAAGAGUUGAAGCCAUGCUAUAUAGAGCCAAUUUUGACACAGAAGUUAAAUAUUUGAGGAAAUCUUUUCAAACCCUAGAGGCAGCAAGUGAGGAACUGAAAAAUAGCCGGCUUUUUCUAAAACUCCUUGAAGCUGUUCUCAGAACAGGGAACCGGAUGAAUGUUGGCACCAACCGUGGUGAUGCUAAAGCAUUUAAACUUGAUACACUCCUAAAACUUGUAGAUAUAAAGGGAACUGAUGGGAAGACAACAUUGCUUCACUUUGUGGUCCAGGAAAUCAUUAGAUCUGAAGGUGCAGGAACUGAUUCUACAAAUAAGAAUCAUCAGGAAAGUACACACUCUAAGUUUAGGGAGGAUGAUUUCAGGAAGCAAGGAUUGCAGGUUGUGUCUGGACUGAGCAGAGAUCUCAGCAAUGUCAAGAAGGCAGCAGGGAUGGACUCUGAUGUUCUAAGCAGUUAUGUUUCGAAGCUUGAACUGGGGCUUGAGAAAGUCAGAUUGGUUUUGCAAUAUGAGAAGCCAGAUAUGCACGGUAAAUUUUUCAACUCAAUGAAGCUGUUUCUAAGAGAGGCUGAAGAGGAAAUCAUUAGAAUCAAGGUUGAUGAAAGAAAGUCUCUAUCCCAUGUGAAGGAGGUCACAGAGUACUUUCAUGGGGAUGCAGCGAAGGAGGAAGCUCACCCUUUCAGGAUUUUCAUGAUUGUAAGAGAUUUCCUAACCAUAUUGGAUCAAGUGUGCAAGGAAGUGGGACAGAUGCAGGAUAAAACAAUGAUGGGCUCUGCCAGAUCCUUUCGAAUAUCUGCGAGUGCUUCACUGCCAGUUCUCAACAGAUAUAAUGUGAGACAAGAUAGAAGUUCAGAUGAGGAAAGCUCUUCUCCUUGAAACCAUGUUUAUAUGAAACACAAGAACCUUUAGGAGGAUAACCAAAAUAGCUGAUACUUAAAAUGGUUAUAAGAUUCAUUUUGUAUUGAAGCAGCAACAUGAAAAAUCUGUUUUUUCUUUUUUCCAUUAGCAAGCAUGUCAAAAGAAGCAGGAUGAUGGAGGAGAAAAGGCAACUCAGAAAUGAUUCUGUAUUAUCUAGAAAAUCCUGGUCUACAGAGGCAAUUAUUAUUUUGUAAGGGAAGCAGGAACAUAAUUUCUAUGAAAUUGUUUAGAGAUAAAAGCCAUCCACACACCAAAUAUUACUGUAUGAUAAUAACAAAAGAAAAUUUGUUGGGAGGGCUUUCCCAAUCAA